This is a messenger RNA of Linum trigynum, 1833 nucleotides long. The record is from the annotation of a GenBank genome assembly. NCBI's taxonomy places the organism in Eukaryota, Viridiplantae, Streptophyta, Magnoliopsida, Malpighiales, Linaceae.
AUUGAGCUAGUUCAAUCGCCAUUUUUCCAAGUUGCAGACACGAUUCAGCUUCCACCAUACCAACCAAAGCUGCUGCUAGAAAUCACAAACCAGAGAGACAUUUCAGUACACACAGAGCAGAUGAAAGAGAAAAAAAUGGACAAAUUAAUGAACUGCCUCCGCUUCUUCCUGCUGCCACUUCUUCUUCUACUUGCACUCAUAUGUUCGUCGCAUCAUGGCCAUGUUGCAGCCUCCAAAGCAACUGUCGAAAACCUUCCUGGAUUCCAGGGCCGACUCCCAUUUUACCUCGAGACCGGGUAUAUUGGAGUUGGGGAAGCUGCAGAGCUGUUCUACUACUUUGUGAAGUCAGAAGGGAAUCCUGAAGCUGACCCUCUCCUUCUCUGGCUCACUGGCGGCCCUGGCUGCUCUGCCUUCUCUGCUCUUACCAUGGAAAUUGGUCCAAUCAGGUUGCAAGUACCAGUAGCGGGACAUAACGGGAGCUUGCCAAAUUUGAACCUCAACCCAUUUUCCUGGACUAAGUUUUCGAGCAUCAUAUUUCUGGACUUGCCUGUUGGGACUGGAUUCUCUUACUCAACAAACCCAUCUCCUGAUGAUCAUCCAAGUGACCAGGUUCAAGUUUCUCAAGCUGCAGAGUUCAUCAGAAAGUGGCUGGGAGAACACUCGGAGUUGCUGCAAAAUCCACUUUAUAUUGCAGGGGAUUCCUACUCAGGCAUGACUGUUCCACCCAUUGUCCUACAACUGUCCAUUGGAAACGAGAAAGGCAUCGAGCCGAUGUUAAACAUCAAGGGCUACAUACUUGGAAAUCCAGCAACAAGUGGUGAAUUUGAUAAGAACGCCCGAGUCCCAUACGCACAUGGAAUGGCACUCAUUUCUGAUGAACUCUACAAGUCACUUCACAAAAGCUGCAAGGGAGAGUACAUCACAGUUGAACCUACCAACUUGGAAUGUAAGAACAAUCUAAAGGCUUUCUCCGAGUGUGUCUCAGGUAUAAACACACUUAGCAUACUGUAUCCAGAAUGCAAUUUAGAUCCAGCAAAAAUGCCAGUGGAGAUUGCUGCACUAAGAAGAAGAAUGUUCCAGGACGAUUCUCAGCUGUUAUCGACCGUUGAUCCGCCUAAGCUCGAUUGUAACGAUGACACCAAUCUAAUAGUCUACAAACAUUGGGUCAACGACAAACUAGUCCAGAAAGCGCUUCACAUAAGAGAGGGGAAGAUAGAGGAGUGGGAGGUUUGUAAUCGUCGAUCGGAUUACGAACAUGAUAUUUCUACCAGUUUCGUGUAUCAUGUCAACCUUUCAAUCAAGGGCUAUCGUUCAUUGAUCUACAGUGGCGAUCACGAUAUGGUAAUACCGUAUAUCGGAACACAAGCAUGGAUUCGAGCUCUCAAUUACUCCAUCGUGGAGGAUUGGAGAUCAUGGCACGUGAAAGGUCAAGUUGCAGGGUAUAUGAGGACGUACUCUAACGGAAUGACCUAUGCAACUGUGAAAGGUGGUUCGCAUAUCGCUCCAACUAACAGGCCCGUGGAAUGUUAUGCAAUGUUCCAACGGUGGAUAAAUCAUAAGUCGUUGUAAUCAAUUAGCGACCAAAAUGUCUUUCCUGCUCAAAUAAGCCUUGUGACCUAGUCAUACCAUUACCAUUGUAGCUAAGAAAAAACAUGUAAUGUGAGUGUGUGUGAAAGUAAUUUAGUGUAUCUUAUUAGUCGACCAUACCGAAAAGUUAUAUCCAAAGCUAAAGGAUGUGGACCCACCAUUACAAUGUAUCAUCUCGUUUGACUGCGAUUUCAAGUACCAAUUGAAUUUGCAUCAUAAUAUUGAGAGUAAAAGUUUAAUUUGUAC